AUGCCUCCCAAACGCGCGACUUCUUCUAAAUCUAAAAGUACGCCGCUGAAGCGCGAGGCCAAUAGUCCGGUUCUUAGACGUUCUCCUCGAAAGCGAGCACGAGUGCAGUCGGCCGUGGACGAAGAUGAAGAUGACGAUUCCGAGUUGACCGAGCUGGACGACGAGGACCAGGACGAAUUCAAGCCUGAAGAGAUCAUAAAAGAAGAUCCAGAGAAACCAAGCUCGUUGGAUCUAGACAAGUUCGCCUACUCGGGAUCGUCUUCUCGUCCCAAACGUACUCCCGCCAAGGUUCAAGUCAAGCUCGAGGACAUGGACGGCGUCAAGCUCGAACACAAGGUCUCUCCGGUCAAGAGGGAACCCAACGCAACUUCUCCGACCAAGAAGAAACCGGCGACCAAGCAAAAGCCUAUCGUCAUGGAACUCGCAAAACCGCAUCCUGCACCUCCAAAUUGGGAGAAACAAUACUCGCUGAUCGAGGAUAUGAGGUCUAGAAUUGAUGCGCCGGUAGAUACGAUGGGGUGCGCCAAGUCGAUGACGGGGGUAGGCCCGCUCAAGGACCAACGAUUUGGAGCCCUUGUAUCUCUCAUGCUCUCGUCUCAAACCAAAGAUGAAGUUACGGCCGCAGCUGUUGAAAACCUUCGACACGUUUUACCAGGUGGACUAACUGUCGAUUCUAUACUCGCCGCCGAACCGAGCAUAAUUUCGAAUGCCAUUGGAAAGGUUGGAUUCUGGCGUCGCAAGACUGAGUAUAUACGAGCGGCCGCACAUAUCUUACGUGACAAGUACGACUCGGACGUACCCAAGACUGUCGAUGAGCUGUGUGCGCUACCCGGAUUUUUCGUCUUAUUUCCCAUUUUUACAUCGACUUAUGGACUGGACACAUACAGAAGCGUUGGAAUUGGCGUAGACAUCCAUGUGCAUCGUAUCUCAAACCGGUUGGGAUGGCACAAGCCUCCUACCAACACGCCUGAACAAACACGACUAAACCUCCAAUCAUGGCUGCCUCGUAAUUUGCACGCACCGAUUAAUCCGUUACUAGUCGGGUUCGGACAAGUGAUUUGUCUCCCCGUUGGGCCCCGAUGUGAUUCUUGUCUAUUAAGUCAAGGACUAUGUCCGAGCGCAAACACCAAAGCGACGGGCAAGGGCAAAAAACCAAUCACGUUCAAGGCCAAAGCAGAUCUAGACGCGGACGGGCUAGUUAGAAUGGAGGACAUCAAACUGGAGGAUGAUGUGCAAGGCGUCAGAAACGAGCAGAACGUAGUAGUGGUUGGUAACGAAACCAAGACCGAGGGGCGGGAUGUAGGAGAGCCGCUCGUGCAGAUCAAGAUUGAAGAUUAA
Rhizoctonia solani is the source of this 1338-nucleotide messenger RNA. Its product is annotated as HhH-GPD superfamily base excision DNA repair protein. Gene Ontology annotation, cellular component: nucleus. Bases 1 to 1338 code for a protein of 445 amino acids. The record is from RefSeq and is a predicted model, not a curated record. NCBI's taxonomy places the organism in Eukaryota, Fungi, Basidiomycota, Agaricomycetes, Cantharellales, Ceratobasidiaceae. Gene Ontology annotation, biological process: base-excision repair; nucleotide-excision repair; base-excision repair, AP site formation. Gene Ontology annotation, molecular function: oxidized pyrimidine nucleobase lesion DNA N-glycosylase activity; DNA-(apurinic or apyrimidinic site) endonuclease activity. The transcript has 6 exons.